Messenger RNA from Cynara cardunculus var. scolymus (artichoke), 1947 nucleotides. Its product is annotated as SWI/SNF complex component SNF12 homolog. Gene Ontology annotation, biological process: regulation of transcription by RNA polymerase II. NCBI's taxonomy places the organism in Eukaryota, Viridiplantae, Streptophyta, Magnoliopsida, Asterales, Asteraceae. Gene Ontology annotation, cellular component: nucleus; SWI/SNF complex. The record is from RefSeq and is a predicted model, not a curated record. The transcript is spliced from 3 exons. The coding region runs from base 194 to 1786 and encodes 530 amino acids.
ACUCUGGAAUCUGUAUUCUGGAACAAGUGGAAACCGGAAAGCAAGAGCAAAAGGGGAGAUCCAAAACGCAACUCCUACCUUCCAAUUCAAUCUUCCAGUUCAAGGGCCAUUAUUCCAUCUUUCACUUUUCCAAUUUGGGUUUUUUGAGCUGUUUCUGCAUCUGUAUGAAUUAGGGUUUUAUACCAAGCCACUCAUGUCUGUCAAUAACAACAAUUCCCAAAAGAACCCUGCUGCCUUUGGAAAUUCCUUCCCCCCCAACCCUACUCCCCACCUCCAGUCACACUCCCAACCCUCUGCUUCUCCCUUUGCCACUCAGUUUCAGCUCUCCCAGUAUGCUGCUGCCCAUGCCCAUGCCCAGGCCAUAGCUCAAGCUCAGUCCAAAGCUCAGGCUCAAGCCAUGGCCAACCACGUCCAAUUCCAAGCCCAGCUCCAGGCACAAGGAAUGUCUCUUAAUCAAUCACAUGCACCUUUCUCUGCCAAUUCCCCCUCUUUUCCCAAUUCCACCAUCAAACGUUUGCCUCAAAAGCCUCUUGGAAGACCGCCUGGCAUGUCCAGUGCAAAUACCAUCUCUCCCAUGAGGAUGAUGGAACUUACACCAGCCGCACGUAAUAAAAAGAAGCAGAAGCUCCCAGAGAAGCACUUGCUUGAGAGAGUCGCAGCAAUUCUGCCACAGUCUGCUCUUUACACACAACUCCUUGAGUUCGAGUCACGUGUCGAUGCUGCUUUGGCAAGAAAGAAGAUAGACAUCCAAGAAGCAAUUAAGAAUCCUCCUUGCAUUCAGAAGACGCUUAGAAUAUAUGUGUUCAACACUUUUGUGAAUCAAACUCGUACAACUCCCAUGAAGCCCAACGAUGACCCACCUACUUGGACCAUGAAAAUAAUAGGCCGAAUCUUGGAAGAGGGGAUGGAUCCUGAUCAGGUAGGGAUGAUGCCGGCCCCAAGCCCCAUGUACCCCAAAUUUUCGUCUUUCUUCAAGAGAGUCACCAUUUCGUUGGACCAGAGAUUAUAUCCUGAUAAUCAUAUGAUUUUGUGGGAUGGUGCUAGAACACCGACACCUCAACAAGGGUUUGAAGUGAAAAGGAAAGGGGACAAAGAAUUUACUGCCAACAUACGGUUGGAAAUGAAUUAUAUGCCUGAGAAAUACAAGCUUUCUUUAGCUCUAAUGGAAGUCCUUGGAAUUGAGGUCGAUACUCGCUCGAGAAUUAUUGCUGCAAUAUGGCAUUAUGUCAAGGCUAGGAAGUUGCAGAAUGCAGACGACCCUUCCUAUUUUAUCUGCGAUCCAGCGCUUCGAAAAGUAUUUGGGGAGGAUAGGAUGAAAUUCACCAUGGUCUCACAGAAGAUUUCACAUCAUUUAUCUCCACCACAGCCUAUCCAUUUGGAGCACAGGAUCAAGCUCUCGGGGAAUAGUCCAGCUGGAAAUGCAUGUUACGAUGUGUUGGUGGAUGUCCCUUUUCCAGUACAAAGGGAAUUGAAUGCUUUACUGGCCACCACUGAGAAAACCAAAGAGAUUGAAGCCUGUGAUGAAGCAAUAUUUAGUUCAAUACGGAAGAUCAAUGAACAUCGUAAAAGACGGGCUUUCUUUCUUGGAUUUAGUCAGUCACCUGUCGAGUUUAUCGAUGCUUUGAUUGAAUCUCAAGGAAAGGAUCUGAAGCUUAUGGCAGGGGUAGCAAGCCGUAACGCUGAAAAAGAGCAUCGGGCUGAAUUUUAUAAUCAACCCUGGGUUGAAGAUGCGGUUAUUCGUUACCUGAAUCGGAAGCCAGCAACAGUUAUCCAUGGAAGCACAUAAACAUUUGGCAGUGAUUAGAUAUGAUGUUGAAUUGGAUGAGAGGAGAGGGGUAUAAUGUUAUUGGUGAUGUUUAGGUUUAAUUGUAUCCUAUGGUUUGUUGUUGUUGUUGUUGUUGUUGUUAGCAGCAUAACUUAACCCAUAAAUAUAAUAUGAAGUUAUUG